AAGAAAAGUGUAAAGUAGCGAGUUUGACAGUUCGCGAAAUAUAUAGGAGAGAACGGAGAGAAGGUUCUCGCUCGCACAAACAAAAGUGGAAUCCUGAAGAAAGGAAAGGAAAAAACGCGCAGUGAAAAAAGUCAUUUUUAUUUGCGAGUUUCCGUUGCGAACGAGUCACACAAAUGUUAAAAUGUUUAAGCGUUCGAUAUCGUGGUUUAUUCUUGUUUUUACGCUGCUAGAGUUCGUCGUAAGAACACAGUUAACAGCAUACGACAAUAGUCAUGGUUUCAUUUCCAACAAUCAUGACAGGUUUUUGGCCAACGAAAUAUCUUCUAUGCAAGAGGAACUUGCUUCUGAUAUCAGGAGUGCAACAUUAAACAAACUCAGCAUUAAAAUGCAACUGAAAUUUGAUCCUGAGUUUCUAGACUUCAAACAAAGGCCCUUGGGAAUGCCUCAUCUUGAGAAGGUGACACUUUACAACAUAGACAGAAACCGCAGCAUUGAUAUGACUUCAAUUUCUGGCAACACAGUGCACUUUCAUAGCUCAUUUUUUGAGGAUAAGAAAAUACCACCUCUGGGAAAUACAACCUUUAGAGUGGUUUUCUUAGGCAGAGAGGAGGGUGCUGUCGAAAGCAACUUAUUUAUUCACACCACUGAGGGACACUUCAAAUACCAUGUGAAGGGUGCAAGUAUCUACAGCCCCUACCGUUUACGUCCAAUAGUGGGUGUUAAAUUACCAGUUAACGCUUUCUUCUCGCCUCUUAUCUACUUAUAUAACCCGCACUUGGAACCCAUACAGAUUGUUGAAAUUUACAGUAGCGGUGGCGAUUUCCAUUUAGAACUACCCUCUGGGGAACUAGAAGGCCCCAAGGAUAUCUGGGAGAUACCUCCACUGCAAACCAAAGCUGUAAUAAAAGUUUGCUUUUUAGCCAAAGUCGAACAAAACCAUACAGCGUUUGUCAGAAUUAAAUUAAACAACACUAAUGAUUAUCUCGUGGUGCCAUUAGAGGUGGAAGUAACUCAACAGGCUAUGUUAUUUCCGCCGCAAGCGUAUGUGGAUUUUGGAGUUGGCGGUUCUUUAGACCCAGAAAAGGAAGUCGCUUUAAAUCUGAGUAAUCCGUUUAAGAAGUCUAUUAAGAUUCACUCGAUUACAACCACUUCAAAAGCUAUCAAAAUCAUAUAUGAUAAUGCCAAAUUGAGCAGCAGCAAGAAAGCUGAUGCCGAGAGUGCAGAAGUUGCAAUUUUAAAGUUAAAUUGGAAAACUGCGUUUGAGACUUCCGAUUUCUCUGGGAAAAUUGUUAUUAAAUACAAGAACAGUAAAAUUAAAACUGAAAUCCCUUACUAUAUUUCGGUCGUCGAAGGUGGGCUGAGCGUGAACACUUCGACUACUCGAUACUUUAUUAGCGAUAAGUCCGAUAAAGGUGGAAAUGUUAGAAAAAUAAAUGUUAGGAAUGAUUUCUUGACGCCAAUUAUGUUAAUUAAUGUUACGUUAUCUGAAGAAGCUCAAAAGUUUUUCCAUAUUUCAAAUUUUAUGUCUCAAGUAUUGAAAGAAAGGGAGGAGAAGGUGGUUUUCAAUUUAAAAAUGAAUCCUGGUGUAAAUUUAGCCGAUUUGAAGUUAAACACGCACAUUCAUGUCGUUACAAAUGUGUCGAAUUUUCAAUUUCCGCUGGUUACUUAUAAUGGAAAGUUUGAUUUGAAAUUGCCAUAUAGAAGUAAGGAUAACUCAUUGGAUUUAGGCUUAGUCAGCACUGACAGUCGGAAAGAUACUUAUAUAUUAUUAGUUAACAAUAACCCAGUGUCUAUAGCUGUGAAACAGUUGUUAACUUCAUUGUCUUCUAGUAGUGUGGAAAUUUUAGGAUGUGGGAAAGGGGAUUUAGACAGAGCGCUUCUGCAAGAUACUUAUAAAAAUAUUACUAAAUGUAUGUCUGUUAAAAGUGGAGAAUAUGCUGUUUUAAAAUUAAUCGUUAGAACAGGUAGAAUAGAGAUGCAGAUAUGGGGCGAUAUUACUGUCCAUACCCAAUACGAGUUGCUGUCCAUACCGAUGCAUUUUAAAGUGGCCCAUGGAAAAUUGGAAAUUGGACCAGAUCGAUUGGUUUUUGAUCAAUGUUUCCCCGGCAAAAUUUGCUCUCAUCCAUUACGUGUUCAUUCAACAUUUAGUGAUCCGAUGGUGAUCGAAGAGAUUUUGAACAUACCCCCUGAUUCUCGUAUAACGAGUAAACAUUCGGGCCACAUCACUGCCAGGGCAACCAAAAUCAUAGGACACUUGUAUUUGGAUCCGACGAUGCAUUGCAUGAAUGAAUGCUAUUUAGGAUUCAACGAGGAGCACAUGGCAAAUUGGUGGAAAACGUGGACCUUAACUAGAGCAACAACAGAAUUUGAUUUGAAUCUAGUCAAUACAUUGUACAAUCGGUACUUGAAUCAAACUUGGAAUGGUUUGAAGCGCUGGCAGAAUUUGACCAUGCGUCUGGAUACCUCUGAAGUAAAAGGGCACAUGUUUAAAACUCGCGUGAAGAUGAGUUGGCCUAGUUUGUUGUUGGACCAGACGUUCGAGAACAAAACAAGCUAUGUAUUCCCACUAACGCAAGUGGGAAACAUAACGUACAGGAACAUAACAUUGAAGAAUCCAUCGAGUUAUGAUCUCUUCAUACAAGUAAUCAUUGAUCAAUUUUAUCCAAAUUUCGAUGUGCUAUUUGAGGGUCUGCCUCCAGUUUUUGUAUCACCCGGAGUAACUAAGCGAUCGAAGCACGGUUUCUUUUUGGAGACAGAAAUGGCAAGUACUUGCGACAGUGAUAUGUUAAUGCAAGAGACGUCAAUGAAUAUUCGGCUAAAACCCAAUGAGAACUACAGUUUUCGUAUUGGAUUUAAAGCGCUCGAUGCAACAAGUAAUUCAGGUUUUGUAUUUUUACGAAACAACUUGACUGUUCUCGAAGUGCUUCACCUAAGCGGUAAAGGAGCUUUUCCGAAUUUCAAAUUCGGUAACAGGAAACCGGGCAGUAGUCAGGCCUUGGUUUUCGAGUUGACCGAUAAACAUUUGAAAGAAUGUGAGUGGGAAAAGGGAAAAAGAUUUUCCCUUUCCGCAUUGACAAUAAAAAGGUCUUUUACCGCUCGGAACACAGGGGAUAUUCCGGUUUACAUUAACGCCUAUUAUAUAAACUUGCUGCCAUGCGAAGGUUAUGGAUUCAAGGUUCUCAAUUGUGAACCAGUGGUGCUGCCACCGAAUGGAACAAAGAAGAUUGAUAUUGCUUUUACACCCGAUUUUACUUUGGCCAAAAUUACGAGGACUCUGAUCCUCCGUACUAGUCUUAAUUAUCCAGUUAAUUACACUUUAGUCACAACAGUUCCUUCGUACUAUUUAGCCAUAUGUUCAAACAUUAUUCCACGUCCAUCAUGGGAACGGAUUCUGUACUGUGUUUGCUGGAUUUCUAUGGUUUUGCUCCUCGCAUUUGUGGUGGUGAUGCCAAUAGUUGAGUCCGAGCAUAUUCUCAAGGACACAAUUGGCGCCCCUCGUCAGAAUAACACGCAGCACACUUUAAAUCUGAAACUAAUUGGAGCACAGACACGAUCAGAAAUGCACGUCAAUAAAGCAGAAACCGAGUCUCAACCAAAGAAAAUUGAAAAUGUGCCCAAAUUAGAAGAAGCUAAACAGGAAAAGUAUACCGCGGUUAUUCCGGCAACGGGAAAGAGCAAAAAGAAAUGUCCAAAGAGAACGGACGUACAAGAGAGGGAAAAUCGUCGAAAGUGUUGGCUAGAAAUGCAGAAACACAAACACGAGGAGCGCGGACUGAAGAAAUCGCCACAGCCAAAAAAAGUGGAAGAACCUAAAGUUGUUUACGAAGAAGAGACUUCUUCCACGACAACAGAAAGUAGCAGUAAUAACGAGGAUGUAGAAAAACAUCAUAAAAAGGAAUGUAACAAAGUUAUUAAACCUUGCAGUAGCAGCAGCAGUAGCAAGAGUGACUUGGCCAAAGAAGAACCACAACAACAUACCAAGCUGGAGAGAAAGAAAUCUUUCCCGAAAUCGAAUAAGGUAUUAGGAAACGUCAACAAUAACAACGGCAAGCUUCCAGAAAAAAAUGAAACUGCCAUAAAGCAAAACACCGAGCUUAAAGUUAAAACUGGUAAGAAGGAUAAAAAGGAUAAACAGAAAGACAGUAGUAGUAUUAAUAAAAAAGUUACUGUUCCGAAACCUGUGGAAAAUCCAAGCCCAACAUUGCACGUCAGCGGGGUUGUUAUCAACAGCAGUGGCAAUAACAGCAAUGCUAACAAUACUACCAGCAGCAUCUGGGGUGAAAAUAAAGCAUCGUUCAGCGACGUUGUUGCGAGAAGUGAUUCUGCUAAUCAAAACUCAGUGCUAACAGUCGUGGCAAAAUCUCCAACUGGUAUUGGAAGUACACAAGCAACGAAACCUACAAUGUAUGUAGAGCCAUAUAAACAACCUGCAACUGGAUUGGGACCCAUCGGACCCAGAAAACAUGAUCUCUGGCAGGAUUUUACUUCUACGACCGCUCAAACGGACACAAAUGUUGCUUCAUUUGAUAGUUUUUGCACAGAGGCUUUGGCUGCUGAGAGUUCUCAAGCGUUCUUGGAUAUCGACAAUACCAGAGAUCCGUGGCCCUCAAGAAUCACAAACUCGUCAUACUUUAAUCCGAGUCAUUCUGUGACAAACGGCAAUAAUAACUCUUUAUUGCAAGACUCAUGGAUGAUGCCGCAAAACAAUGUUAGGUCUACUAACAACCACUGGAGCAAUUUUGGAGGUAGUGAUGUUCAGAACAAUAAUUCUGGAUAUCUAUGGGGUACAUCCAGUGUGUGGCAAUGGAAUCCUCCGGAGCCACCACGGACUCCUACCAGAACUCCACCUGGUUUUCCACCGCACAGAGAAGACGAAGAGAGCCAAAGGCAACAACAGCAAACAAAUACCAUGAGCUACGACAACCCGUUCAAUAUAAGCAGCAUUUGGACACAACACCGCAAUUCAUGGAACUAUCCCCAGGAACAAUGAAUAUAAAUAAAUAUAGAUAUCUAGGGGUUCAAUUAGCGUCUUUGAGGGCCGUUUGCACUUACACUGUUUCAAUUUUUAUUUGUUUCCAAUGUUAUUAUCUUGUUGUGUUUACUACUAUUUUUUUUCUCCUUAAUCUCGGAAUGGUUUAUUAAGACUGCUGUACUCAUACAAAUACUCAUAUUUUAUUGAGACCCUAGACAUUUAUUUUCUUAUUUAUUUGAAAACGUAAAAAAGUGAACGAAAGAAGAAAUAAUAA
Messenger RNA from Nicrophorus vespilloides, 5246 nucleotides. RefSeq names its product transmembrane protein 131 (gene Tmem131). Gene Ontology annotation, cellular component: membrane. Bases 182 to 4990 code for a protein of 1602 amino acids. The record is from RefSeq and is a predicted model, not a curated record. Lineage: Eukaryota; Metazoa; Arthropoda; Insecta; Coleoptera; Silphidae. The transcript is spliced from 17 exons.